AUGGCACCCGUACUACCAAUAAUUGAUUUUGGGCCAUUUCUGGACCCAAAUGCCUCUAUCGAGGCCAAAAAGAAUGUCGCAUCCGAGCUCGACAGGGCUUGUCGUGAUGUUGGCUUCUUUUACUUGAGAAACCAUGGAGUUCCGCUGGAGCUAAUGAACGCCAUGCUCGAUGGCGCACGUGAGUUUUUCGAGAAGGCAACACCGGAAGAAAAGGAGCGAAUUGCCCUACGGAAGACAGCAGAAGGAGGAGACAAUGCUCGUGGGUGGCUGCGAGUACAACGGCCAGACGCUGGCUCACACGAGGCUGUAGACUUCUAUCGUCCUGUAGAGGCCACGGGACCACCUUACAUUACUGGCAUGGGCCCAAAUAAAUGGCCUUCGACUCCUGUCAACUUGAAACAGCUUUCGGAGACCUACAUCGAAAAGGUGACGAUGCUAGGGAACUCGGUCAUGAAGGCCUUCGCUAUGGGUCUUGGCGUCGCUGAUGAAAUAUUUCUCUCUCGUGUUGACAAGGCUUUCUGGAAUCUUCGUAUACUAGGCUAUGAGGGCAGAAAGUCCAAAAGCAAAGAGAACGCAGGAAUUGGCGCGCACACUGGUAUGCUCUUUGAUAUCUAG
This is a messenger RNA of Phaeoacremonium minimum UCRPA7, 615 nucleotides long. Its product is annotated as putative clavaminate synthase-like protein. The transcript has 2 exons. Bases 1 to 615 code for a protein of 204 amino acids. The record is from RefSeq and is a predicted model, not a curated record. NCBI's taxonomy places the organism in Eukaryota, Fungi, Ascomycota, Sordariomycetes, Togniniales, Togniniaceae.